UUGAGAGAAAAAAGAAAAAGAAAGGAAAAAUAGAAAAACCUAUUACCAGCACAACAUUUAGUUCUCCCAAUUUGAGUAGUAAUUUGGGGCAAAAUUAGAUUCUCCACAGUUUUCUGAGGGCUUUUGACAGAUGGGUCAUUGUACAUGGUGACCGUCUUCUCAGAUUCAAAAUUCUUGAAACGUCACUCAAACCCUCUUUUCUCCAAUUAGAUUCGGGGGUUCCUCUAGGGUUUCCAGCUCAACAAGGUAGCUAGCUCAGAUUUGCUGAAUUCGAAAACUGGGGUUUCGACCGUUGCUGCUACUGAUUUUGAAAUGCGCGCCCCUGUAGAUCCGUGGCGGGAUUCAUUUCUUCCUUGAAUUCAAUUCACUGUCUGAACGAGUUUCUUUUCUCUUUAGGAUCAGGUGCAAAAUUGACGGGUUUUGUCGAGCAAAGGGGGCUUGUUUUAGUAUCUGGUGUUUCUGGUUAAAUUCUGUCUUUUAGCUUGUGAGGAAACAACAUAUCAAAAAGUAAUGAUGGAGUGCAACAGGGAUGAGGCAAUUAGGGCCAAAGAAAUAGCAGAGAGGAAAUUUUCUGAAAGGGAAUAUGUUGGUGCAAAGAAGUUGGCUCUCAAGGCUCUAAAUCUGUAUCCGGCAUUGGAGGAUCUUCCCCAGUUUUUGCAAACAAUUGAAAUUUUUAUCUCUGCUGAGAAUAAAAUUAGUGGAGAAAUGGAUUGGUAUGGUAUACUUGGUGUGAGCCCUUUUGCCGACGAAGAGACUGUUAGAAAGCAAUACAGGAAGCUGGCUCUCUCUCUCCACCCCGACAAAAACAAGUGUUUAGGUGCAGAGGGUGCAUUCAAGCUGGUUUCCGAGGCAUGGAGUUUGCUAUCAGACAAGACCAAGAGACUAGAAUAUAAUCAAAAGAGGAGUUCAAAAGGUUUUCAACAUAACACUUCAAACCAUGUUGCAUCUCAAUCAGAUACACCUAGUUCAAAUGGUUAUUAUAAUUUCAAGAAGGAUAACACGAAAGCUGGAAAUAGUAACUCUCGGAGAUCUUCAUCUUCAGUUCCACCUACACACAGAAGAGCUGAAACCUUUUGGACUAUCUGCAAUCGAUGCAGGACACAUUAUGAAUAUCUGAGGAUUUAUUUGAAUCAUACCCUUUUGUGUCCCAAUUGCAAUGAAGCUUUUGUAGCUGUGGAGAGGGGUCCACCUCCCAAUGUCUUUAAGUCACCAAAUUGGUCUUCUCGACAACAGCAUCAGGGUUCUCGACAUCAAUCUGGAAGUAAUAACUCGAACUAUCAGUGGAGUUCUCAAUCGAGAAUGGCUGGUUUUGGUAGCACAGAUGGAUCAUCUUCCGUUGCUGCACAAGCUGCUAGUGUUGUGCAACAGGCAAGUGAGAAGGUGAGAAGAGACGGAGCACCAUCAAUUGCUGAAUGGGAGAGGAGUCAACAGUCUAAAAGGAAUGAUGGUUCUUAUUAUAAUUCAAAGAAGAGGAAGACUGAUGAUUUUCAUGUUAAUGGUUAUCAAGGAUACACGGCAAAUCAAGGUCAGGUAAACUUGGAAUCCGAAAGGCAUUAUGGUUUUUCAGGUAUGACUGGCGGCAAGCCUUACAGCACAAGAGAAUUGUCGAUGUAUGAAUUAAGAAACAUGUUGAUGGAUAAGUCACGGACUGAAAUCCGUAAGAAACUACAAGAAUGGAAAUCAAUAGCCGAAGCUAAGAUUGCCAAUAAGAGACAGAAAAGCCCAGUUACUGGCAAAACCAAUGGUAAUGGUAAUAGGCAUGUUGAAGUUGGUUCUUUCAAAGACCCAUCUGAUGAUACAAUUAAGAACGCAGUCUAUGUUACAAUCAAUGUUCCGGACCCUGAUUUUCACAACUUUGACUUGGAUAGAGCUGAAAAUUCUUUUGACGAGGACCAGGUUUGGGCUGCGUAUGACGAUGAUGAUGGAAUGCCUCGAUAUUAUGCCAAGAUUCACAAGGUGAUCUCUACAAAGCCAUUCAGAAUGCGGAUCAGUUGGCUUAACUCUCGUAGCAACAGUGAAUUGGGCCCCAUGGACUGGAUAGGGUCUGGUUUCUACAAAACUCUUGGGGAUUUCAGAACCGGCAAGCAUGAAAUAACUGAAUCACUGAACUCAUUCUCACACCAGGUUAAGUGGAGCAAAGGGAACAGAGGAGUUGUCCGAAUCUUUCCUGGAAAAGGCGAAGUCUGGGCUCUUUAUAGAAACUGGUCUCAUGAUUGGAAUGAACACACCCCGGAUGAUGUGAUACACAAGUAUGAUAUGGUGGAGGUGCUCGACGAUUUCACCGAGGAGCAAGGCGUCAUAGUUACCCCCCUUGUCAAGGUUUCCGGUUUCAGGACCGUGUUUAAGAGGCACCCGGACGCCGAUCAGCAAAAGAGGAUUCCCAAAGAGGAGUUGUUUCGAUUUUCACAUCAGGUUCCUAACUACUUGCUCACCGGCCAAGAAGCUGAGAACGCCCCAAAGGAUUGUCGAGAGUUGGAUCCAGCUGCCACUCCAUUAGACCUCCUUCAGAUAGUAUCUGGUGAUGCCAACAGAGCAUCACUAGAUAACAAUGCUUAGAGAACCUAAGCAAGAUGCACACCAUAGUUCAA
Molecule: messenger RNA, 2588 nt
Organism: Arachis ipaensis
Lineage: Eukaryota; Viridiplantae; Streptophyta; Magnoliopsida; Fabales; Fabaceae
Source: RefSeq, a predicted model, not a curated record